CAAUAUGGCUGCCUCUGAGGAGUUAGCCGCGGAAGAACAAAAACAAAAGUAUUAUGUUUUCUAUUGCAUGAGUUGUCUUAACAUCCUAGGAGAUAGUUUUGCAACAGCGAGGAUGAACAAAAAUUUAAAAAGCAUAUCACUUAAUGCUGUCACUGAAUCUGUGGGAAUAUCUCAGGAAUGCGAGACAUCCGGUGAAGGAGAUGAUAGAGGAAGUACCUUUCAUAUUCUGGAAUGCAAGCACUGUCACCGUGCUAUCGGCCGAAUGUACGACACCACACCAAAGAAACUAGACUGCAUUAGAGAUCUGUACACACUAGACUGGAACAAAGUUAAAAGUUACCAACUUGGACAGGGCACAAACACAAGCAUUAAGCCGAAUAUACAAGAUGCGGAAUUAAUAACACAUUCAAUGUUGCUCAAUUUGAAUGAAAGAGUUAACAAGCUCGAGGGUUUAGUUGAAGAGGUCAUAAGUGAAGAUGAAUUAUCUGAAAAUGAACAUGAUGCUAAUCGUUAUGAUAAAAAAAGAAAAAUUAGAUGAAUCAUUUGCAGAAAAACAUUUUGUGUUUAUAUGAAAUAUGAUGUUUAUAUGAUAUUUAAAUAAUGAUGUAACUACAGUUUAGCUUAUAAUAUAAACCUAUUGUUGUAAAAGUGUUA
Dendronephthya gigantea is the source of this 654-nucleotide messenger RNA. Its product is annotated as kinetochore protein mis18-like. Gene Ontology annotation, cellular component: chromosome, centromeric region; nucleus; chromatin. Gene Ontology annotation, biological process: chromosome segregation; CENP-A containing chromatin assembly. The record is from RefSeq and is a predicted model, not a curated record. Bases 5 to 538 code for a protein of 177 amino acids. The transcript is spliced from 5 exons. Lineage: Eukaryota; Metazoa; Cnidaria; Anthozoa; Malacalcyonacea; Nephtheidae.